Molecule: messenger RNA, 1216 nt
Organism: Anopheles funestus (African malaria mosquito)
Lineage: Eukaryota; Metazoa; Arthropoda; Insecta; Diptera; Culicidae
Exons: 3
Coding region: 392-952 (186 amino acids)
Source: RefSeq, a predicted model, not a curated record
AUGGAUGACCUGUACCGCACACACACACAAACACAAGAAGUUGGUCAAAUUUGCUACGCAAUGUAGGGAACUUAACAACAUGUGGCCACUAAAUCGGUACACGUACUGACGGGUGGAACGAUGGUGGGAAAAGGGUGAGGAACCGUGCUGAUUAGUUUGGUGUUCUAAUAUAAAAACCCAUCCACUUGCAGGUGGACGGUUUCAGUAGUGUGUUCGAAUUGAACGGAACUCGAUCGAACAGAAGCUGUUCUGGGAGGACAUUAUUAUAAUUUUGUGCCUGUUUAGCUAGUGUUCCGUGUUUGUGCGUGUGUCUGUGUGUGUUUUAUCAACUGUGAUAACGCUAAAGUACGAAGAUUUGGAUAAAAUCAUCCUAACAAAGCUAUUGUUCAAAAUGAAUGUGAAAUUGUCGGCAACGUGGCUACUUCUACUGGUGUUUACAGUGCAUAAAGCACACGGACAGCUGCGGUGCUAUGUGUGUGACAACUGUCCCGAUCCGUUCGAGGGCACCUCGUCCCAGCUGCAGUCCUGUCCACCAUCGGAAUCGACCACCACAACACAGAUACCACCCGGUGGUGAUACGACGGUCCUAACGCCGCCACCACUUCCGACGGGAGAAGGUCCCGGCGCUACGACGACCACCGAAGCAACGACCUUGGCUCCUCCAACUCCCAGCACACCGGAAAUCACUCCACCACCCCUACCGGGUGGCCGUCGAAAACGACAAGCGUCUGGAUAUCGAUGCUUCCGGAUUGAGUUCUCUAACACUGUUCGUCGAGGCUGUGCUGCGUUUCUGGGCAACGAUGGUGACACAUGUUCGUCCGUUAAUGGUGGAACUGCUCCAAGCGAAUGUACACUCUGCGACUGGGACGAAUGCAAUAGUGCGGCCGGGCUUCGUGUGUCGCUGUUCGCUUUACUACUAGCUGUACUACUUUCCGUUGUGCUGAAACAGUAACUACCUUCAAUUGUUGGCCAUUUUCAUCAAUUCGUUACAUAAAAUCUAAAAGAAGAAAAAGAAAUCAUUGUUAAAGCAAGGUAAUCACUCACAAGGGACGUUAAAUGGACAGAGUCAUCCGCAUGUUAAACAUGGUGCGUAAAGCAAAUCAAUCCCGCGCUGGAAAGAAGGUUAGGUUCUUAAAUCAACUACACAAAAACUAGCUCAUAUCACUAGGGUUAGCAGUUUGAUGAGAAAAUAAAUGGUAAAAUAAUCAUAACGAAA